Molecule: messenger RNA, 537 nt
Organism: Aspergillus aculeatinus CBS 121060
Lineage: Eukaryota; Fungi; Ascomycota; Eurotiomycetes; Eurotiales; Aspergillaceae
Exons: 1
Coding region: 144-464 (106 amino acids)
Source: RefSeq, a predicted model, not a curated record
GACUGUUGACUCCGUUUCGGCCGAGGCUCUGGGAGACUAGUCGACUUGACGCCGUCGUUGUUACGCAUCCUCCCCAUUAUUGCCCAUAUUCGCCCUUUGGUUGGAAUGGAGCUCCUCAGACCAUUUCCACCUCCCGGUUUAGGAUGAUGGCGUUCUCCACAAGGAGGAACCAUGUUCUCUGGCUGUCUUGUUAUUACUGUUAUUGUUUAUCUUGUUAUUUCGAAUUUGGGAUAACCCUCAGGUUAGCUCGCAGUCCUUCUUCGCCCUAUUUUACUUCAUCUAGUUUUUAUUUCAUCUUAUUUCAUCUUACUUCUUUUUUUCUUUCUAAGGAGAGGGGGGUGGGGGUAUUUCCUUUCUCCUCUAAUUUUCCUGAAUCACCCACAUCCCCUUCUGUUUUGCCUUCCCUGGUCUAUGCAACACUAUAUGUGUGGUCAUGUAAAGAACUUUUACUCCAAGUCUCAUAACAGGAUUUCCCAUUGUCCACCACUAAGCCUUUGUGGCUUGGACUGUUCGUCACUCAUAUUACCUUCGAUGUUA